Messenger RNA from Chelonoidis abingdonii (Abingdon island giant tortoise), 2347 nucleotides. RefSeq names its product mannosidase endo-alpha like (gene MANEAL). NCBI's taxonomy places the organism in Eukaryota, Metazoa, Chordata, Testudines, Testudinidae. Gene Ontology annotation, molecular function: alpha-mannosidase activity. The record is from RefSeq and is a predicted model, not a curated record.
CCCUUACGGGCACAGCCGCUGGCCAGCGCUGGCCCCAACCCCAGCCUGUCUGCUGGCUGGGGGCUGGCUGCCAGCCCUGCCCCCUCCCCUGGUGCAGCCCCUGGCGCCAUGGCCCGGCUGAGGCGCAGAGCCUGCAUUGCCCUCUUCCUCUUCACCCUCUUCAUCUUCGGCACCAUGAUGGGCCUACGGACUCUGAAACCCUCUGACGGCUUCUCAGACCUGGCCCCAGGGCUGGAGCUGGCGCCCAUCGCAGAGCAAGGGGAGAGGCGCUCAGUGUCCCAUGAGGCCAUCUCCCAGCCUCAGGCAGCUACCAGCAGUGACGCCAAGGCACCAACGCCACCCGUCUACUACGACCUGCACAUCUUCUACUACACGUGGUACGGGAACACCCACUUCGAAGGAAAGUACCUGCACUGGGACCAUGUCAUGGUGCCACACUGGGACCCCAAGAUAUCUGCCAGCUACCCCAAAGGGCGGCACAGCCCCCCAGAGGACAUUGGCUCUAGCUUCUACCCUGAGCUGGGACCUUACAGCUCCAGGGACCCUGAAGUGCUGGAGGAGCACAUGAACCAGCUGAGAGCAGCAGCAAUUGGAGUCCUGGUUUUGUCUUGGUACCCACCUGGCCUGGCAGAUGACAACGGGGAGCCAUCAGACAGUCUUGUGCCAUUUAUCCUGGAUGCCGCACACAGAUAUGCCAUAAAGGUUGCUUUCCACAUCCAGCCGUACAAAGGGCGCGAUGACCACACUGUGCAUGAGAACAUUAAAUACAUCAUAGACAAGUAUGGAGCACAUGCAGCUUUUUAUAAGUACAAGACCAGUACAGGACUGAGCCUCCCAUUAUUUUAUAUUUAUGAUUCUUACCUGACACCCCCUGAAUCCUGGGCCAACCUCUUUACCCAGUCAGGCUCUCACUCCCUCCGCAAUACCCCAUACGAUGCAGUGUUCAUAGCACUGCUAGUGGAAGAAGGACACAAGCAUGAUAUUCUCUCCGCAGGAUACGAUGGCAUGUACACAUAUUUUGCAUCCAAUGGCUUCUCUUUUGGCUCAUCCCACCAGAACUGGAAAGUUAUCAAAGCCUUCUGUGACUCAAACAACCUGAUGUUCAUUCCCAGCGUUGGCCCAGGCUACAUUGAUACUAGUAUCCGCCCAUGGAACAACCACAACACUCGCAACAGAGUCAAUGGAAAAUAUUACGAAACGGCUUUGCAGGCUGCACUCAUGGUGAGGCCGGAGAUAGUCUCCAUCACUUCCUUCAACGAGUGGCAUGAAGGCACUCAGAUCGAGAAAGCAGUGCCCAAGAAGACACUAACACGCCUGUAUCUGGACUACCUGCCUCAUCAGCCCAACCUGUAUCUGGAGCUGACCCGCAGGUGGGCAGAAGACUUCAGCAAGGAGAAGGAGCAAUGGCUGAUGUGAUAAUUCUGCACAGGAAGCCUUCAGCCAGCCUGUCUUUGCUUUAUGAAAAAGGUCCCAAUCAGUUGUGGGGACAGGUGCUUAAGGAGCAGUUGGGAAAAGCAUCUUAUAGGUCCCAGUCUCUGGUCAGGGCUGGUGGGUUUGUUCAGUUGGCUCCACGAACAGCCCUAAGACUGGUUUGAGCACCAACUCCACACUCACAGGAGGAAAUGUGAGAGCAGAGGGGUCUCUAAGCAGCAGUCUGGUCCAUUGCUGCUGUGAGUUUGGUACAGAUGUCCCUUUUAAAGCCCUUCUGGAGCUGAACUGGUCUGUAAAUGAGCAGGCCAGGGAAUGAAUGAGCAAGAGAUCAGCUUUUCUUACUGUCCAUAUGUUCAGUGUAGUAUUUUAGAUAUUAGCUGGGCUUCUACCCCAGCAUGCAUUUUAUCCUAUGCCCUUCACCAGUUGCCUGCUGAUUACACUCCACUAGCAGCUCUGACAGUGCACUUCCAUUAUUAGCUGAUCAAAGCAAAGAGUUAAUUGUUCCUCAGAACUGUUUAUUGGAGAAGAAACGAAGCCAUACAGUUAACUACCCUUUGGGUGGUCUCAGUGAGCCACUGCAUUCAAAUAAGUAAAAAUAAUUAGAGCUGGAAUGUAACCUAUUAUCUGUAUUGGCAACCAAUGAACUGAAAUGAUCUGUCCUAAAUGCUUUUUUAGUGUUUCACGUGUUCAAAACUUAGCCUUAACUGUUUUAUCUCCCCUCUAGAAUCAAAUGAAGUGCAACCACUUGCAAUAAAAUGCAACUGAAAACACUAAUGUGUUUACCAGAAGGCAGUUACAUCACUAUAGAAUAAAUACCCUUUUUUGUAACUACAGUACAUCCAGGCCCUUCUAAAUUUGUUUUAAGAACUCAUUUGUACUUGUCUUUUUAUCAAUAAAGUGAGAUGUGGUAGCUUUA